Messenger RNA from Linum tenue, 567 nucleotides. The record is from the annotation of a GenBank genome assembly. NCBI's taxonomy places the organism in Eukaryota, Viridiplantae, Streptophyta, Magnoliopsida, Malpighiales, Linaceae.
AUGUUCGGCGUUGUAUUCCCCAACCGAAGCUUCCCGCUGGACAUCGCGGCCUUCUCCCAAAUCGACACCUUCCACUGGAUCCUCGACAUGAAUACCUUUGUCGGCGAGGCCUACGACCAAAUCCGCGAGGUAUGCGUCUUCCUCUUGAACAACUUCACCUUGCCGCCGGACAAAGCCUUAGCCGUCUACGUUCAGUCCCCCGGGUCGGCGUUCCAGUACUGCGGCGCCGUCACCAUCGCUCGUCCCUCCGCCGUUCUCUCUCUCAAUUGGCCGGAGCCAGGCGGGCAGCUGCAGCUGACGGCAGCUGACGCUGCGCCCCUGACUGCGAAGAUAGGGGUGUCGGUGGUGGACUUGGCGUCGUUGACGUCGCUGGACGUGGCGGCGGAGAAGAGGAUCGAGAGGUUAGCCAUGAGGGUCGGGGAGAACUUGUUCAAUUAUAUGCAGUCGUUUUGUGGGGUGGAUGGGAGUAAGCUGAUUGUGCCGAUGGAUAUAUUGGAUCGCUGGUUUAAGAAGUUUCAAGAGAGGGCUAAGCGGGAUCCUGAGUACUUGAAGGGCUUCGCAUUGUGA